Symbiodinium sp. CCMP2456 is the source of this 597-nucleotide messenger RNA. The record is from the annotation of a GenBank genome assembly. Lineage: Eukaryota; Dinophyceae; Suessiales; Symbiodiniaceae.
AUGGCGGAUGACCCCCAAGACGAAUUCCACGACGUUGACGACGCCCUCGCUGCCGAACAAGCCGCAGUGGACGACAUCGAGGCCGAGACCGUCGAGUUCGUCAGCGAGCUCGAGUCGGGCGGCGACGCGCCGCCAUCGCUCGAGGAGCAGGUGAAGGCGCUCGAAGACCGCAACCUGCGCCUGCAGGCCGAGCUGCAGAACGUGCUAGGCCGCGCACGGCGUGAGUCGGAAGAGACCCGCAAGUACGGCUCGCUGGGCGUCGCCCGCGACCUGCUGCCGGCGCUCGACAACAUCGACCGCGCGUUGGAAGCCGCGGAGAAGGCCGGCCAAUCUAGCGACCCGACGAGCACGCUGGCGGACGGCUUCCGCAUGGUCCGCGACCAGAUCGCGGGGGCCCUCGCCCAGCACGGCUGCCAGCUGAUCGACACGGCGCCCGGCACUGAGUUCGACCCAUCGAUGCACGAGGCGAUCCUCCAGCAGCCAUCGCCGGACCACCCGGCAGGCACGAUCCUGCUCACCGCCCAACCCGGCUACAAACUCCACGACCGCGUUGUCCGCGCGGCGCAGGUGGUGGUGUCUUCGGGGCCCGCUGCUUAA